AAUUGCGGCUGAAAAGAACCAAACCAAUGAAGAGUUAUACCAAAAACAUAAAGAGUACAUGUUCAUUUUUGCCAUUGAGGUUUUCGGUCCAUCAAAAUCGAAUAUGAAAGCAGAUGUUUUAUUGGAAUAUCAACGAUUGGUUAAACGAUACGGUCAAUGCAGGCGAAAAACGUAUAAAAAUUGCUUACAUGAAGCAGCACAACAUAUUCCAUUAGAAGAUCGAUGUGAAUUGCCAAAAGGCGCAUGCAACCCACAUGAGAAGUAUAGUCGAGUCGGCGGUUUUUGUAAUAAUUUGAAAUAUCCUAAUAUUGGCAAGGCCAACACACCCUAUGGCCGAAUCCUUGAAGCAAGAUAUGCAGACGGUAUAAGCGAAUUUCGACGAACGGCAAAUGAUGAAGAAAUGCCAAAUGCUCGAUCAUUGAGUAAUACUAUAAAUGAGGCCAGUGAUUUCAAAUGUGAAACCGUCAAAUGCGGUGAUCAAACAAAUAAUUUUGUUGGCAUCAUGUUUUCACAAAUGGUUGCUCACGAUACGUCCAGUCGAAAAGUGGUCACAAUGAGAGGCAACAACAGUAAUGGAAUAAGUUGUUGUGAGUCAUCGUAUUCCAGUCCAUUGCCACCAAAUGAAAUAAACCCCAGCUGUAUACCGAUUCCGUUGCCUAGAAAUGAUUCAUUUUACUCGAAUAAAGGAAUCUUUUGCCAAAGUUAUGUUCGAAUGCAGCCCACACUUAAAGACGAUUGCAAAAUCAAAUAUGAACACGAAAAUAUUGUGUCAUCAUAUUUGGACUUGAACACCAUUUAUUCGAACUCAUACGACAAGCUGAAGGGUUUAAGAGAGAACUAUGGUGGAUUAUUUAAAAUGGAUCCAUUGAAUAUUUUGCCUGUGGAUACGACCGGCCAAUUUACCGCCGGUGACUUUCGAUUCGGUCAGACUCCUGUACUUGGACAGAUACACUCGUUAUUUUAUCGCUUUCACAAUCUCAUUGCCACCAAUUUGGGCGCAGUCAAUCCACACUGGAGCAAUGACGAUAUCUUCUUUGAGACAAGACGUAUUGUCAUCGCAUAUUAUCAGCAUAUUAUCUAUUAUGAUUGGUUGCCAUUAGUCUUAGGCGAUCGACUUUGCCAUUCGUACAAAUUGACGUGCCGAGGAAAGUGUGAUAAAUAUGAUCCUGAUAUCAAAGCCACAACAACGAUAGAAUAUGCGAUGAAUGCAUUCAGAUUUUUCCAUGUAAAUAUUCCGUCGAACAUUCAUGUGGUCAAUGAUAGUGGUGCACUUUUGGAAAAAAUACCCUUGUCCAAUACUUACUUAACGGUGGAUAUACUCAAAGAAAAAUAUAAUGCGAUUUUACGCGGAAUGAUGAAACAAAAACAAAGAAUGAAUCGAGUGGGCUACACGGGAGAGGUCCGAAAUUUGUUUAUAAAAACGAAAUAUCGUGGCAAAGAUGUUGGUGUUGAUGGUAUGAUACUGGACAUAAUGCGAAGUCGUGACUCAGGCACUGCUCCAUACAUUGCUUACUACCCCAUACCAUUUUAA
Molecule: messenger RNA, 1531 nt
Organism: Sitodiplosis mosellana (orange wheat blossom midge)
Lineage: Eukaryota; Metazoa; Arthropoda; Insecta; Diptera; Cecidomyiidae
Product: peroxidase-like
Exons: 9
Coding region: 59-1531 (490 amino acids)
Biological process (GO): response to oxidative stress
Molecular function (GO): heme binding; peroxidase activity
Source: RefSeq, a predicted model, not a curated record